Molecule: messenger RNA, 546 nt
Organism: Parnassius apollo (apollo)
Lineage: Eukaryota; Metazoa; Arthropoda; Insecta; Lepidoptera; Papilionidae
Source: the annotation of a GenBank genome assembly
AUGCUAGACCCUACAGCUCAGGGAUUAGAACUUACUCAAGAUGAAGAACUUCAGGGUAUGGAGUUUAUCUACAAUUUAAGUCAAUACUUGAGUUUGUUUAAUGUAAUGGCAGAUUUGGCGUGUUACAAAGCUAAAGAAAACUUUUGGGUCAGACGAUUUCUAUGGAGCUCAUUAGAUAGUAUUGAGCUCAUAAUAUGGUGGAAAGGUAUUUGUGGUUCCACCGAGCUUAGCAAAGUAGUGAUUCGUAUUCUAUCAGCUCCGUGUACUUCUGCAGCCACCGAGCGUUCCUUUAGUAUCCAAGGCUACAUACAUAAUAACAAAAGAAAUCGACUUACAACUGAAAGAGCUGAAAAAAUUUCAUUCAUUUGUUAUAACUGGAAUCUUAAACAUAAACAUGAACAUGAGAACAUUCAGUUUCAUGAAGAAAAUGAAGAAGAAAAUGUCAUAGAAGCUUUCAUCGAUGAAGUAAAUGACUAUAAUAGUUCAGACGAGAUGGAACCUAUCCAAUUUGUCGCCUGUGACAAUGUUGAAUCGGAUAGUGAUUGA